AUGUCUUCGCAUGGCCGUACUCAGUUGUACAACCUUGACGUACACACUGCUCUCUUGAAGCAGGUGUCUCUGCCUCGCCUCGAUGACACGCCACCCUACACCCCGCGCUCCAAGUCGCUCGACCUGCUCCGCUCCGAUUCGAAUACACCCGUCGCAUCUCGCACCUCCCUAGACACUAUCUCGACGCUCAAAGGUCAACGUAUUUCGAGCCCGAUCUUCUUGAACAGCAGCCUCGGCUUGAAACCGUUUCAUGAAGCUCCACAGCUUCUUGGUCAGUUGCAAGAUGAUCGACACGAACUCGAUUGCCGACAGGACGAGACUAGCGUCUCUUUCUCUGCCCUGAGAAGCUGUGCCACCCCCGGAAAUGCAAGCACAAGAGCUUCGACCAUGCCGCGCUACAUGACUGGAACAAGAGCGCUGCAAAGCGACCUACUUCUAAGAACGCCAAGUCAUCGCAAGCAAACAUCGACCGACCAGUUGCUCAAGAGCAAAUUCAGCAUGUCGCCCGUCCAGCCAUCGAAGCGGUCCAAAGCUCGCAAUUCCGAGGACCGACAUGCUUUUACCAUCACUGUUCAACGUUUGACCGAAGGAGUUGCGAAUCAGGAUAAUACAAGGUCUGCAUUGGGCACUUGGUCGCACUCGCUCGGUAUGGCCGCCAGAAAACUGCAAAGAAGUGCGUUGCCGAGAAAAGCAUCCGAUGAGAGCUACAAUGACAAUGUCCCGCUAGACGUCCCACAAGAGGCCGAAGCUGCGGUAGUUACACCAGAGAAGGGCAAAAGCUCUUUGAAAAGCUCGACUAGUCUCGCAUCUAUCCGACGAUUCAUCACGCCCUCAAGGCGAACACGGAAGGUGUCGAGCACACGUGGUCUUGCCGCAUCCAGGCGGGCUAUGCCGAUAGUUGACAAGGUCGUUUUUGCGUCUCUUCCUACUUCAUCCAAUUCCAGCGAGGAAAUAGCCUGGAUCGGGGCGGAAGGCCGUGCCAGCUGUGAUGGCCUGACCGAACCAAGGGAAGUGGACAUGGAUGUGGCAGGUUCGUGCAACCGAACUCAUCUCAUGGUUCCAGUAGCCGUAGCCACGAAUCGCGCUUCAAAAAGGCAUCAAAAUCAAGCGGAGAGCAUCACUGCACGGCGAUGUGCCCCGCUUUCGCCAGAGUUCUACGAGCCUCCCAAACAGCAAUCAGUGCCAGACCAAAACGGCACCAAAGGAACUGCUGAUGGGACCAACGAUCGACAUCCUCCACCUCCGAUGCCGCUCAGCAAUUCCGACUCCAGUCACCAGCAACGCGUGAGCGAGCAAGCUUUAGCUCCUGAGCACGAAGCUGAACCAUGCUCAGGUGCGUCCAAGCUCAAGACGCUCCAGCUACUGGCGCGGCGUCCUUUCAGCGCCUUUGGCAAAAAAGUUCGAGGGAUGGAAAGAUCCUGGUGGCCUACACGCAACUCACAAGAAGCUUCGAGUCGGUCAGGCUCCAUCGCACAUCUCGAUCAGGGGGAGCUCAUCGGUAAGACGCAGCCAGCAAGACGCAGUGAAGACCUUUUGUCCCGCGCAUCUCCACGCGUCUUUGACUCGACGACGACAGCACAGAAAAGCCGAAGUGUCGAACUCGAUCGGAUCCAGUUACCAUCCAAAGUCGUGCCGAUCCUUUCUACCGUCAAAGUGAACUACAAGCGUCGGCCGACAAUUCCGGAUGUCUUUGCCAAAGCAAAUCAAGAUUCGGUGCAGAGUGACGUUGUUUCGUCUGAUACACACACGCUAGACGGCCGUCCACGCAUCUCGAACCUUCGCCACCCGUGGAUGAAGCAGCUCCAGCUGCCUUCCGGUACCCGUUCAGGGUCCAUCGGCGAAGUAGUGUUCGCGGACCUCAGUGUCAAGCAGAUGUGGCCAAAGAUGGACACCCAUGAGGCUCUGUCUCCGCGGAAUAUCGUGCCGUCGAUGUCGUUGGCGGCGGCAAGUGUAGCGUUGAGUCAGCCUCUGCCGAUCGUGCCCCAAAAACAGCAGUCUCCUCGUCGGCCUCCAGCCUCAUUGCUCGGACAAUCACUUCCUAUUCCUCCUCGAAGUGGCCGCAGUCGAGCUAGCACGAUCAGCUCGCAAAGCUCCACGACAUCUUCCCCUUCCGGCAAGGUGAUCGUCUCACGACGGUCGUACGGACAGCGCCUUCGUUCUAUCAGUACAAGAGAGGACGCUGGCAGCAUCCGGUCAGUAGGCACCUCGAUCCUCUUCACCGAGUCGCCGCCAAAUUCGCCGGGAAUGCGAAAACUCAUGUCGCCGCAUCAUGUUUCGAGGACUCCAACCACCACGAGGAUACGAAGUCCACCAAUGACGGUGCUUCUGCCCAGGUACUCUCCGCAUCGAUCCACGAAGGUGCCUAGGCUACAGAAAAAGCCGUCUACAGCCUUUACAGACGACUCUGAAACAGGCGAAGAGCAGGAAUGGAUGGACGAAGUACCGAUCGCCGGUUACGCCACGGUUGGAGAAGAGCUGGUCGCAUUCCGAUCACGGUUCUCAGAUGCUUUUCCGCCAAAACGUCCUGGAUUCCUAGAGAUGAGCGAAGCGACGCAGACCUUGUCGAACCUUGUCAAGACAUUUUCCGGCUCUUCGGGCUCGCUUAGCCUGCAUUCCUCGCCUUACAAAAAAAGCGAGACACCGGAUCACCAGCGGAACGGUACUGCGUGUGGGCUCUAUGGGAUCAUGGAAGCCGACGAAUCGGGCAGCACGCGUGCGUCUUCGUCGAAUCAUCUCACGUCUUCGGCCCGUCGGCGACUGAUCAGCAUCGCCAGCAUGGUGUCUACCGAGGCAAAUUCGAGCUUCGAAGACUCGGAAGAGCUGCAGAGGCUUUUGGAUAGUAUCAUGGCUGCCGACUUGGGCGGGGCGAGUCAUGAUGUGUCCGGGUCAAAGGACAUGGCGUUGCUUUCACCUUUUGGCUCGCCAGCCGAGUACAGCAACUCGCAAUCGUGCGACAAGCGCUGUUCGUCACAAGCCGGCGAGAAGCCCAUUCAUACUGCCAGGCAGGUGGAUGAGCGCCCUCCGCCGCCGAAGUUCUUGCUAAAUGACCGACCCAUCUCGCCGCCCGACAGCAGCUGCACAAGCGAUGCCACUCACAGUCACUGUGCAGUCGCCACGACCGCGGUCAGAAUGGAUGCGAUCGGCUGGACCAAACGCCCUGAUGCGAGCACGACCAUCGCUGCGACCUUGCACGACGAUUCCGGCUACGCGUCGGUGAACGCUUAUGAGGGUGGUUAUAUGCAAUCGUAA
This is a messenger RNA of Mycosarcoma maydis (corn smut), 3249 nucleotides long. RefSeq lists its product as uncharacterized. The record is from RefSeq and is a predicted model, not a curated record. Lineage: Eukaryota; Fungi; Basidiomycota; Ustilaginomycetes; Ustilaginales. Bases 1 to 3249 code for a protein of 1082 amino acids. The transcript has 2 exons.